AUGACCGACAUCGCAAAAUUCGAGCAAUUUGGACUGAACACGUUCUACAAUGGCAUCCCGACACUGGAUAAUGCCAGUGACUGGUUUAAGUGGAAUCAGAGGGUCAAUGAGUUCAUUCGAAUAUCGGCCGUUGCUGACGAUGGAACGACUCCCCCGAUUGAAGAAGAAGAAGCGCAACAAUGGAUUCAUCGCCAAAGAUUCUACUCUGCAAUGAUCACGGCAAAGCUGACCUACAAUGCGGCACAAAGGAUUAACGCCUUUGAAAUCUCUCGAGUCCAGACACUAUUAAAAGCAGUUAAAGACAACUUCAAACCAGAAGGCACUGGUACCUAUGUGAACCUUCAGCGACGGUACAUGUCGCUCACACGAGAGAAAUGCGGAAGCGCCCAGGCUCUUAGAGCCGAGAUCAGGAAGAUCCACGCUGAGAAACUUCUCCUUGACCCUGACUGCGUGAGCUCCGAGAUUGAGCGAACAUUCUUCUUCGUGCAUGCAUUAGGCCCUGAGUAUGAAAGUUUCCGUGACCACAUAUUUCGGCAAAUGGACCUCGUCAACGAAAGAGAUGCCAAUGGCAACAUCACAAAAGCGGCACCUACGCAAUCGAGGAAGAGCAUAGGAAGGGGCAAUUGA
This is a messenger RNA of Penicillium subrubescens, 627 nucleotides long. RefSeq lists its product as uncharacterized. The record is from RefSeq and is a predicted model, not a curated record. The transcript is spliced from 2 exons. Lineage: Eukaryota; Fungi; Ascomycota; Eurotiomycetes; Eurotiales; Aspergillaceae. Bases 1 to 627 code for a protein of 208 amino acids.